UGGUAGGGAAAUAAUUGAAUUUUUUGGGGUGCGUUUUCUUUUUUUUUCGAUAUGCUGGGGUUUGCUAUUUUUUUGGCGACGAUUUUCGGGGGGUUUCGGGGGGCUCAAGGGUCUCCUGGAGACAAUUCUCAGUUUUAUAGACAGUGCUUAUUCAGGUGUUACUCAGAGAGCUGUCGACACAAUGUGCAGUUUGAAAUUUCGGAGUUUUCAUUGUUUUCCUGGACUUGCGAGGAAAAUUGCAAGUACGACUGCAUGUGGGAAACAGUGGGACAAUUCCUGGAGCACGGACUGCAGAUUCCCCAGUUCCACGGGAAGUGGCCAUUCGUGAGGAUUAUUGGACUCCAGGAGCCGGCGUCUGUGAUAUUUUCGGUAUUAAAUCUCUACGGGCACUUUACGAUGUACCGGAGGUUCAGGAGAGAGAUCAGGUCGUCGUACCCCAUGUCCCUGAUGUGGACGUAUCUAGCUGUCGUCUGUAUGAACGGCUGGUUCUGGUCUGCAGUCUUCCAUUCAAGGGACAGACCCUUCACCGAGGUGAUGGACUAUUCCUGUGCCUUCACCAUCGUCGUGACCCUCCUCUUCUGCAUCCUCGUGAGAAUAUUCCACAGGAGGAAAAAGGCAUUCGUCGUUAUAACUUGUGCAUAUCUCAGUAUUUUAUUCACUCAUCUCUCCCAUUUGUGGUCUGGCAGGAUCAAUUAUGGAUACAACAUGAAGUUGAAUAUAUUCUGUGGAUUUCUGACGUUCGUCAUCAGCAUGAUCUGGUGGUACAGAAAUUCCAGGAAAUUAAAACAUAUUUAUCUCCUCGGAUGGUUCAACAUCAUCUCCGUAGCUGUGACACUCCUGGAAGUCGCGGAUUUUCCACCAAUUCUAUGGGUUUUCGAUGCACAUUCCCUGUGGCAUGCCGCCACUGCUCCAUUAGUCUAUUUUUUGUACAGAUUUAUGAUAUUAGACUGUCAGUAUCUGAGAAAACAGGACAGCCUCUUGAUAAUUGAUGAGACCCACAUCGAAUAGAUAUCCCAUGACCACAGAAA
This is a messenger RNA of Fopius arisanus, 1028 nucleotides long. It is a transcript of the gene PGAP3, whose product is annotated as Per1-like protein PGAP3. The record is from RefSeq and is a predicted model, not a curated record. Gene Ontology annotation, molecular function: hydrolase activity, acting on ester bonds. Gene Ontology annotation, cellular component: endoplasmic reticulum membrane. Lineage: Eukaryota; Metazoa; Arthropoda; Insecta; Hymenoptera; Braconidae. The transcript has 6 exons. Gene Ontology annotation, biological process: GPI anchor biosynthetic process. Bases 52 to 1008 code for a protein of 318 amino acids.